CUUCCACUCCCACCCCCUCGCCGCCAUCCACCGCCGCCGCCGAUGGCCGAUCCCUCCGCCGCCCGCCCCACCAAAAUCGUCGCGGCGGCCGACCCUUUCGGCGCUCCGCUCAAGGACGCCCUCGUCUCCCACCUCCGGGACACCCUGCACAUCGAGGUGGAGGACCUCGGCACCGGCCCGUACUACUCCGUCGCCGCCGACGUCGGCCGCCGCGUCUCCUCCGGCGGAGGAGGAGGAUCCGGGACCCGGGGCCUCGUCGCCUGCGGCACCGGCUCCGGUGUCUCCAUCUUCGCCAACAAGUUCCCCGGCGCGUUCGCGGCGACCUGCCUCUCCGUCGCCGACGCCGUCAACGCCCGGUCCAUCAACAACUCCAACAUCCUCGCCGUCUCCGCCCUUUCCACGCCGCCGGGCUCCGCCGUGGAGAUCCUCCGCGCCUGGCUGGACACACCCUUCAAGUCCCCCUGCCCCGCCUCCGGCGACCAGCCCUGGAGCGACGACCUCCAGGAGUUCCUGGACCGAGCCCUGAUCGAAACGCCCAAGAUCGGCGCGCCGCCGGCCUCGGAGCCGGACGAUUCCGCCUCCUGCGCGAUCUGUUGCCUGGCGAAGCGCCGGGAGCUGAAUCCCAUCGACAUGAUCCCGGGGGGGUCGAUGAAGAUAAUCCGGGAGACACCCACAUCGGCGAUCGUGAGGUUCAAGGCCGGGAGCGUCGAGCCGGCGCACCACCACACGUUCGGGCACGAUCUGGUGGUGCUGGAAGGCAGGAAGACCGUGUGGAACUUGAGCAAGAAGGAGAGGUACGACUUGGUGGUCGGGGAUUACUUGUUCACGCCCCGCGGGGAUGUGCACAGGGUCCAGUAUCACGAGGACACGGAGUUCUUCAUCAAGUGGGAUGGCCACUGGGACAUGUUCUUCGAUGAGGAUCUCGAGACUGCUAAGAAGGCCAUCGAAGAGGAAGAAUCAUCAUCAUCAUCAGCUUGAUUUUGUGAGUUUCGAUGUUCUUGCUAAUGCCCACGAAAGAAAGUCUGCCAUGGGGGGUUGUUCUUGUUGUGUUGUUUGUGAUAUAUCAAGAGAAGGAGGAUGUGAUCUUGUGGAGUUGAGGUAUGUAUGAAGCAUCUGUGAUUAGCUGAAGUUGGUGUUGCAGAGUAUAUGCAUGAGCAGAGAGACUUUUCAACUGAUAUGUUUCAUGUGUGGUUGAGUCUUGAGUGAUGAUUUUCUCUGUUACCGGUUUAGAUUGAAAGAAUCAGAAGUUUGGGUAUGAAAUAGGUGUACCUCAUUGGCUUGAAUUCCACAUCCACACCACCAGAAAUGUGAAUGUUGUCUUGUUUAGGCCAUUCACCUGUGUGUUUAGAAUCACAAAUCCGUGAGGUUUAGUGUUGCUUUCAAUGAAUUCAAAUUUACCAAA
Molecule: messenger RNA, 1402 nt
Organism: Syzygium oleosum
Lineage: Eukaryota; Viridiplantae; Streptophyta; Magnoliopsida; Myrtales; Myrtaceae
Product: DNA damage-repair/toleration protein DRT102
Exons: 1
Coding region: 43-978 (311 amino acids)
Biological process (GO): carbohydrate metabolic process
Molecular function (GO): isomerase activity
Source: RefSeq, a predicted model, not a curated record